AGCUUGAGCUUUUUUCCGUCCCCUCUAGUUAACCUGCAACAUGGCUGCGAGGCGAGCUGCACUGAAGGCCAUUGACUGGGUGGCUUUUGCACAGAGGGUGCCACCCAACCAGAGGAACAUGUUUAACAACCUGAAGGCACGGAGUGAGGCUGUCUCUGCAAAGCUCAGCUUCCUGCCAGAGAAACCCGUCGCCAUCGACUGGAGCUACUACAGGUCUGCUGUGGCUAAAGCAGGCAUGGUGGAUGAGUUUGAGAAGAAGUUCUGUGCCCUGAAGGUUCCUGAGCCUGUAGACACUCAGACAGCUCUUAUCAACACUCAGGAGGCAGAAGCAGAUGCAUCAGCUGCUGCCUACAUUGAAGAAUCCAAAGCUCGGAUCGUCCACUAUGAGAAAGAGCUGGACAAAUUGACCAACAUGAUUCCUUUCAAGCAGAUGACUACAGAAGACCUGAACGAGGCCUUCCCAGAAACAAAACUGGACAAACAGAAAUAUCCGUACUGGCCACACAAACCCAUUGCUGAACUGUAAAUCUGCCACCCUGACUGUACCUUCCCCUGAGUGAAAACGUGUACUGUGUGUAUAUAAAAGUCUUGUUUCAUCCAUUCAAGGGUUUAUAAAAUGACUGUAUGAAUGAAGGAAAAAGAAGACAUAUUUAUUGUGUUUCUUCUCAUUUUAACUGAAGUCUACUGAAAGUAAUCCUGGCAUGACUUUGUGAUCAGUAAAAUGAACUAAAGCUCGCCAGUGUUCACAUGUCCAUUAUAAACAACCUCAUAGACCUCUCACAGGCAGAUCAACUGUUGUUUUAUUACUGGAUUUCUUCCCAGGCGUCAUGAACUGAACUU
This is a messenger RNA of Scatophagus argus, 840 nucleotides long. RefSeq names its product ATP synthase peripheral stalk subunit d (gene atp5pd). Gene Ontology annotation, biological process: proton motive force-driven ATP synthesis. The transcript has 5 exons. Bases 41 to 526 code for a protein of 161 amino acids. The record is from RefSeq and is a predicted model, not a curated record. Gene Ontology annotation, molecular function: proton transmembrane transporter activity. Lineage: Eukaryota; Metazoa; Chordata; Actinopteri; Scatophagidae.